Parastagonospora nodorum SN15 is the source of this 183-nucleotide messenger RNA. RefSeq lists its product as hypothetical. The transcript is spliced from 2 exons. The record is from RefSeq and is a predicted model, not a curated record. NCBI's taxonomy places the organism in Eukaryota, Fungi, Ascomycota, Dothideomycetes, Pleosporales, Phaeosphaeriaceae. The coding region runs from base 1 to 183 and encodes 60 amino acids.
AUGGCCCACUGCUACGUUCCCUCAAAGCAUCUUUCCGCUAAUCAUCUUCCGCGCGAAUUAGGGGGCCUCCAGACCUUCUGCAACGUCAACUGUGCAGGCGGCGCGUCCGUUAAACAGCAAGGCACCAAUUGCUACUUGCCGAUCUCGGGAUGCGCCAUUGGAAGCUUCCGUGUCAUCAACUGA